Trichophyton rubrum CBS 118892 is the source of this 309-nucleotide messenger RNA. RefSeq lists its product as uncharacterized. Bases 1 to 309 code for a protein of 102 amino acids. The transcript has a single exon. The record is from RefSeq and is a predicted model, not a curated record. NCBI's taxonomy places the organism in Eukaryota, Fungi, Ascomycota, Eurotiomycetes, Onygenales, Arthrodermataceae.
AUGAAAGACGCUGCUGAUGGUGGUGGCUGGUCCAUGAAAAUAUUGAAAAGUGCCCACUCCGUUCUGCUACGACCAAAGGCUUGGAAUUGGCCGAUCGUUUGCUUAGGCUGGCUCGCUUGCAUGAUUUGGUUUCUAGCUGGAUCGACGGGAGGGACAAGGGCAUGGUUGGUACACUACUCGAGUGUCAGUUGCAAUGCUGUGUUCCGGGUGAGAUGGAAGUACUUUGCCAGUCUAUAUGGUGACGAUUUGCGGAUGAAUGCAUGUAGUCAUUAUAGUCGCUCUUCGAAAGAUAGAGAUUUGGCAAGAUAG